This is a messenger RNA of Ostreobium quekettii, 1383 nucleotides long. The record is from the annotation of a GenBank genome assembly. NCBI's taxonomy places the organism in Eukaryota, Viridiplantae, Chlorophyta, Ulvophyceae, Bryopsidales, Ostreobiaceae.
AUGGCAACUUUCUCUUGCGGGAGGUCGCCGGCGCUCGUGAAGGCCGCCGCCCCGUGCGCCGCCAGCAAGUUCCCCCCAGCCGCCCCUUCCAGGGAUGCCUGCCGUCAUCGGUACCUUGGAGACGGGUCCUUGUUGGUCACAGGGGCGCCGCUGCAGGUCAAGGCGCCGCAGAGGUCCUCAGGGAGGAAGGCAGUGAUCGUACGGGCGGCAGCGGGCGUGGCCACAGAAUCUGGUCUCCAGGCGCCGCAUGGGGGCAAACUCGUGGACUUGAUGCUGCCGGAAGCUGAGAAGGCUCGGGCAGCGGCGGCGUGCUCCAAGACCAUGGAACUCAGUGAUAGGAAUGCCUGCGAUGUGGAGCUUCUUGUCGUGGGGGCUUUCUCCCCCUUGGAAGGAUUCAUGAACGAAGAUGAGUACAACUCAGUUGUGGAGACCAUGCACACUACUGAUGGAGUGGUGUUCGGCCUCCCCAUUGUGCUGGACACUGUAGAUGAAGACACUGCAGUUGGAGACAAGAUCUUGCUGCAAUACCAAGGUGCAGAUCUGGCAAUAAUGACUGUUGAGAGCAAGUGGACCCCCAACAAGCCCCUGGAGUGCCUGAAGUGCUAUGGCACCUCACAGCUUGAACACCCUGCUGUGCAAAUGGUGUCCAUGGAGAGAGGGAAAUAUUACAUAGGUGGCAAGAUCCAGGGUCUCACGCUUCCAAAGCGCGUGUUCCCUUGUGCCACACCAAGGGAAGUUCGAGCCACCCUCCCAGAGGGGAAAGAUGUCGUGGCGUUUCAGUGCCGCAACCCAAUCCACAGAGCUCACUAUGAGCUGUUCACGCGGGCGCUCGGUGCGGACAAUGUUGGCAAGGGUGCUGUAUGCCUCGUCCAUCCAACCUGUGGACCAACCCAGGACGAUGACAUCCCUGGCAUCGUCCGUUAUCACACCUACGAAGUGUUGAAGACAGAGACUAACAAUCCUGCCCUGCGGUGGGCAUAUCUGCCAUACUCCAUGCAUAUGGCAGGCCCCAGGGAAGCUAUCCAGCACAUGAUGAUCAGAAAGAACUACGGCUGCACGCACUUCAUCAUCGGGCGUGACAUGGCUGGCUCCAAGAGUACUGUCACAGGAGAAGACUUCUAUGGUGCAUAUGAAGCCCAGGACUUUGCAGCCGAGCAUGCAUCUGAACUGGGCAUGAAGACUGUACCAUCUCUCAACAUUGCAUAUACAGAAGAGAAGGGAUAUGUGACUGCUGAUGUGGCCGAGAAAGAGGGACUCCACACGGUCAAGCUUUCAGGUACCCAGUUCCGGAAGAUGCUGCGUGCUGGGGAGGAUAUCCCAGAAUGGUUUGCUUUCAAGUCGGUAGUGAAGGUUCUCCGGGAAGAAAUGGCGAACCUCAGCUGA